AUCUGGAGAAAAUUUGAAAUGGCGAUGGAAGCGCCACGUAGAAGAAAUUUGGCGAAUUGGCCAGUUUCGCGAAGAUGUUGAGCAAGUUUGUCUGAAGGAGAUUUUGCAGGAAGAUUUUCUGGAAAUCAUGGCAGAUUCUGAGCUCAGCAAGGCGCUGAAAGACCUACCCAACCGCGUGAUAAAUUGUAGCGUGGAAGAGAGAAAACCCUUGAUUGACAAUGUUAUCGCAGUCCUUCCCAAUCCGGGCAUAAAUACGACUGUUGUGAAGGGGAUUUGCCGUGUGAUUGGUACAACACUGACCAAGUACAGGGAUCCUCCAUCCCAGAGUCUCAUCCGGAAGUUAAUUGUAUCUCUGGUACAGCAGCACAAUGACUGGACAAUGGAACAUUUCAAUGGCGUCCUCAAGACUCUCCUUACGAAGGAUCUGGCAUCUGCUCCACCAAUCAAAGCCUCCCAAGCUGCUGUGAUUGCUCUCACCUGGUCCAAUCUUCUCGUUGUCCACCGCAAAAGCGAAUCCGAAGUCACCAAGAAGGAAUUCCCAAAACUCCUGGAACACCAAUCUCAAUUGUAUCAGCUGGCCCUCUCCGUGGCCAAUCCCAAGUUAUCCGAAAAGGCAUAUGAACUCUUUGAGUCCUGCUGGACGACAACUGAUCUCGUGAUGGAAUACUUUGAUAUUCUCUUGCAAAUGGAGCCUGCGUCCAAUGUCAUUCUCCUCAUAGCCGCUGCCAUUCGCUUCAACGAAGAGAACCAUUUCGAAGAGGAACUUCUUUCAAAGCACAAACAGAAGGUGCUGGAGCACUUCAUCAAGGGAUUGAUAAGUGUGAAAGCCAAGCCAAAUUUGUACUACUUCACACUCUGCCAGACCAUAUUGCAAUCCAUCACGAAAGAUGAAUUCCAAUCAUCCAUUCUUCCAGCCCUUCAGCGAGCCAUGUUGAGGAGUCCGGAAGUCAUACUACAGGGCGUGGGAGCAAUUGUGAGGGAAGUUGAUGUGGAUAUGAGUGACUUUGCCAUGGACAUGGGAAAAACUCUCAUCCAAAAUCUCUACUCUAAGAAUGAUGUUUCCCGACAGGAAGCAGCGGAUUCCUUAAGGUAUCUCUCGGAAAAGUGUGAGAAUGCUGAGACAAUUGAGAAGCUUCUGCAGCAUAUUUUUGGUGUAUGGAACGGAUCAGAUGGCAAGAUAACUGUCGUGGAGUACCGCAUCAAUGUGCUUAAUGGUAUUGGGAAUUUGAGCUACAAUGGUCUUCUUCCUGAAUCUAUGGAGGCCAUAUUAAAUUUAGUCAUGGAGAAUUUUAUUAAAAUUCUGGAGACUGAGAGUCAUGAAAAAAUUCUCUGUCAUUCGCUCGAAAUGUUCAGCCUGUGGGCCGGAAACUUUGAGGGAAAGCUACCUGAUAAAAUUAUGUCAGUCUUUAAGAAAGGAAUUGAAGCCAAGUCAGCAACGCAGAAUGUCCGAAUCAGUUAUUUAGAUUGGCUCCUGGCAUGCCUACAAGGAGGUACCCUCAAGAAUGGCAGUGAAUUGAUUCCGUUUCUGUUGAAGACGGUGGAGAAGGCAGCACAAAAUCCAACACAAAUCCCUACCGUGAUUGAAGGUUUAUGCGCAAGCUGUUUGAUUCUCCUGCUAGAACAACAUCUAGACGAUGAAGCAUCAGGAAAGCUGACAGUCUUUUGGAAUAUUAUACUGGACUUGAAUAAGCAGGUUUUUGUCGGUGAAAGGUUCAUUUCCAGCGUUCCGAAUGAAACUCUGAAGCAUGUGAUGCUGCUCAUUGAGAGACUUCUCCUAAGUCACUUUGAUCGUCUCAAGGGAAGUCCGGAAGUUCUAUAUAAAGCAGCUGUCUAUUGCAUGACGGCAUCAUCACCAAAUGUGCGAAUUCACUGCCAAGCACUAGUGAGGCAGAUUGCAAUAAGUGAGAAGGGAGUCACCUUUAUCAUUGAAUUCCUAUCUAAAUUGACGACUUAUAUGGAGAAUGCAAAGAUUUAUCUGGAUUCUGAUGUAGGCGAAGAUGGCAGCGUUCCUGUGGCAGCGUUUAUUGACACCAUUGAAACUUUGUGUACAAGCAAAGAACUGGAACGAAUUGAUGCUGAGAAAAUUGCAUUGCAUUCUUUACUAUGUUGUCAUCAUUCAUCUCUAAUUAAUACAAAGAGCAAACUCUGGGAAACCCUUCUGAAAGCAAUUGGUGUAGAACCUAAAACUUUAAUAACGACCAACAGUUCGAAGAUUUUUGAUAUUCUUUUUACGAACUACCGCAUAACAUCAAUGUAUGAGAAUUCAAUAUCUACGGUAAGUCGCAUAAAUCCAGACAUUUUACUACCUCAUGUCAUGGAAUUGGUGUCUUCAGAAUUAAGUAGUUCAGAUAUGUCCAAUGUUACGGAUGAUGAGUACUUUACAUACUUGACACCUGAGGGAGAAUUGUAUGAUAAGAGUGUUAUACCGAAUUCUGAAGAUAUCUACCAAGUGUCUGGUAUGAAGCGUGAGAAUAAGGUGUACAGCUACAAGGAGCAAUUGGAGGAGUUGCAACUGAGGCGUGAGAUUGAGGAGAAGAGACGUAAGGAGGGAAAGGCAAAACCCGUCCAGUUGACACCGAAACAGAAGGAAGCUAUUAAGAAUCAAACGGAUAAAGAAAAUGCAAUUAGAGCCCGAUUGACCAGUAUUAAUGGGAAAUUGCUCAAGUUAAUAUCAAUGAUUGAGAGUGUAACGAAAGGGAAUCCAGAACAGUUGGCAACUCAUUUUAGUUGUCUCCUUCCUAAUAUCCUUUCUCAAUUGAAAAAUCCUCUGGCUGCGCCAUUGUUGACGAAACUCUAUCAUCAUUUGAGAAUGUCGUGUUUCAAGGAAUCCCAACAUAAUUUACGGGAUUCACUGGCUAUUGCCACAAUUCGGUUGUAUGAGCCACACUGUGAUCUACCAGAAGAAUGGCUAAAGGAACCAGUGAUGGACAGUGUAACUUCUGUCCUAACAGUCUUAUAUGCAACGACAGCCGAUAAUGAAAUAUCAACUACAACAAAUGGGGAUGCAGAAGAAAGCAUUGAAGAGGGUAUUCUAACUGCUCCAGCAUUUUGCUAUGCCUUUCAAUUUCUCCGAAAGUGUAUGACCAUGAAGCCGGUGUCUACAGAUGAAAAUCUGCUUAUGUGUGGUAUACAAAUUAUCAGUCGACAUGCUCAGACACGAGGUAUCAGCGAUCGAGGAAUUGCCACAGAUUAUCGACAUCCCAAAUAUUUACCGCGAUUGGAGAUGAUGAGGUUGUUGCUUGGUAUAAUUAGUACUAAUCGUGGACGUGUACAAACUCAAGCAGUUGCAGCUCUCUUGGAUGUAGCUGAAGCUACUUCUGGCCGGGAAUACUGUGCACCACCAACAAAACCCGAACUAGAACUUCUUCUUCAAGCUGUUGAAAGUAGCUUGGAGUCAAUUCGAGAUGUUGCAUUGAGGGCUCUUGUGAUCCUCGUAGACACAUUCGCAUCCUUUGAAUCGGAUGCCACGUUGUAUCGUCGUUUGAUUUGUCGGCUGUGGAUAGCAAAGCACGACAUCAGUGAUGAUAAUCGGGAAUUGGCUGAAAAUCUAUGGACAGCUUCUAAUUUUGUUCUGCCAAAUGACAUGACGAUGAAUCUCAUGAAGGAUGUCAUUCAUACUGAAUCUUGUAUUCAGAAAGCUACAGCCAGUUCAUUGGUGUCAAUUUUGAUGGAAGAUAGCAAACCGCUACAGAAAAUUCUAGAUGAACUCUUAGUCAUCUAUAAUGACAAGUUGGCCAUGAUACCACCAAAACUUGAUCAAUUUGAUCGUGAAAUUGAACCUGCAAUUGAUCAAUGGGGACCACGACGUGGUGUUGCAUUUGCCAUCUGUCAAAUUUCGCAGUUCUUUGAUGAGAAACAAGUCUUCUCAACAAUUCAGUUUAUGGUGUCUAAAGGUUUGGGUGAUCGUGAUGAGAUGGUACACAAGGAAAUGUUAGCAGCUAGCUUAGCAAUUGUUGAUAAGCAUGGCAAAGAAACAAUUGCUCGACUAUUGCCGGUGUUUGAAGAAUUCCUCGAUAAAGCACCAAAUUCCAGUCGAUACGACAACAUUCGUCAAGCUGUUGUCAUUCUGAUGGGAUCUCUAGCACGUCAUUUGGAAGUUAGCGAUGAACGUAUUCAGCCAAUUGUGAAAAGAUUGUUAGCUGCUCUAUCUACACCAUCAGAGACAGUGCAAGAAGCUGUAUCUAGUUGCUUGCCCCACUUAAUACCAUCAGUGAAGGAUGAAGCACCACAAAUGAUUAAAAAACUUCUUCAUCAACUCGUCAAGUCUGACAAGUAUGGUGAAAGACGAGGAGCAGCAUAUGGAAUUGCAGGAAUUGUCAAAGGAUUGGGUAUAAUAUCGUUGAAACAACUCGAUAUCAUGACCAAACUAACUAAUUACAUUCAGGACAAAAAGAACUAUAAAUCACGCGAAGGUGCUCUAUUUGCCUUCGAAAUGCUAUGCAAAACACUAGGACGACUCUUUGAACCUUACAUUGUUCAUGUACUACCAUUUUUACUCCAAUGCUUCGGAGAUUCUUCACAAUAUGUUCGUCAAUCUGCUGAUGAUACAGCUAAGGUUGUGAUGGGAAAAUUAUCAGCAUAUGGCGUUAAAUUGGUACUUCCUGCUCUCCUCAAUGCUCUCGAUGAAGAUUCAUGGCGCACAAAAACGGCUUCUGUUGAAUUAUUGGGAGCAAUGGCAUAUUGUGCCCCCAAACAGUUAUCAUCUUGUCUCCCAAGUAUCGUUCCUAAACUCAUUGAAGUAUUGAGUGAUUCGCAUUCAAAGGUACAAGAAGCAGGUGCUGAUGCUCUUCGUGUUAUUGGAUCGGUAAUUAAAAAUCCAGAAAUUCAAGCGAUUGUUCCUGUUUUGUUGCAAGCACUUGAAGAUCCAGCCAAUAAAACGUCCGCUUGUCUUCAGAGUUUACUUGAGACCAAAUUUGUGCAUUUUAUCGAUGCACCAUCACUGGCACUUAUAAUGCCAGUCGUUCAGAGAGCUUUCAUCAUGCGAUCUCCGGAAACACGUAAGAUGGCAGCCAAAAUUAUUGGAAAUAUGUAUUCGUUGACAGAUCAAAAGGAUCUCACACCAUACCUUCCCAAUAUUAUUCCUGGCCUGAAGACUUCACUUCUGGACCCAGUACCAGAAGUUAGAGCAGUAUCAGCACGUGCUCUGGGAGCUAUGGUACGAGGAAUGGGAGAAUCUUCAUUUGAGGAUCUUUUGCCAUGGCUCAUGCAGACACUAACUUCAGAAAGCAGUAGCGUAGAUCGCUCUGGUGCUGCUCAAGGUCUAUCUGAAGUCGUUGGUGGUCUUGGAGUUGAGAAACUCCAUAAACUCAUGCCUGAGAUCAUAAGUACAGCUGAGCGAAAUGACAUAGCUCCACAUGUUAAGGAUGGCUAUAUUAUGAUGUUUAUCUAUAUGCCAGCAGCUUUCCCAAAUGAAUUCACACCGUACAUUGGGCAAAUCAUCAAUCCAAUUCUCAAGGCUCUGGCUGAUGAGAAUGAAUAUGUUCGUGAGACAGCACUUAAAGCUGGACAACGUAUUGUUAAUAUGUAUGCUGAAUCUGCAAUUGCUCUCUUACUGCCAGAAUUGGAGAAGGGUCUGUUUGAUGACAACUGGCGUAUUCGUUUCAGUUCAGUUCAACUCCUUGGAGAUCUACUCUAUCGUAUAUCGGGAGUAUCAGGCAAAAUGACUACAGAAACUGCCAGUGAAGAUGAUAACUUUGGCACAGAACAGUCUCACACGGCGAUUAUACGGUCUUUGGGAGCUGAAAGACGAAAUAGAGUCCUGGCAGGUCUCUAUAUGGGCCGUAGUGAUGUAUCUCUGAUGGUACGACAAGCUGCUCUACACGUCUGGAAGGUUGUAGUUACCAAUACACCACGUACACUUCGUGAAAUCUUACCUACAUUGUUUGGACUUCUUCUUGGUUGUCUCGCCAGUACUAGUUUCGAUAAGCGUCAAGUUGCUGCCAGAACACUGGGUGAUCUUGUACGUAAGCUAGGUGAACGAGUUCUUCCUGAGAUCAUACCGAUUUUGGAACGUGGAUUGAAUUCUGAACAAGCUGAUCAGCGUCAAGGUGUUUGUAUUGGUCUAUCUGAAAUUAUGGCGUCUACUUCAAAAGAUAUGGUACUCACCUUUGUGAAUAGUCUGGUUCCGACAGUGAGACGAGCACUUAGUGAUCCAGUACUUGAAGUAAGAAUGUCUGCAGCUAAAACAUUCGAUUCACUUCAUACAACGGUGGGCAAUCGUGCUCUUGACGAUAUUCUACCAUCUAUGCUUAAUGGGCUUAGUGAUCCAGAUCCAAUGGUAGUUGAGUGUACAUUAGAUGGCCUACGGCAAGUGAUGGCAAUCAAAUCACGAGUUGUAUUGCCAUACUUGGUGCCCCAAUUGACGGCAACACCCGUGAAUACGAAGGCCCUUUCAAUUUUGGCUUCUGUUGCUGGUGAAGCUUUGACUAAGUUUCUGCCAAAAAUACUGCCAGCACUUCUCACAGCUCUCUCUUCGGCCCAAGGACAACCCAAUGAGCCACAAGAGUUGGAGUACUGCCAAGCUGUUAUACUGUCGGUGAGCGAUGAAGUUGGAGUACGAACUAUUAUGGAUACACUUAUGGUAUCUACAAAAUCUAAUCAGACUGAUGUUAGAAGAGCUGCUGCUACGCUCCUCUGUGCAUUCUGUACGCAUUCUCCUGGAGACUACAGUCAAUAUGUUCCACAGUUGUUGCGUGGUUUGCUACAACUUCUGGCUGAUACGGAUAGAGAUGUCCUGCAGAGAUCAUGGGAGGCCCUAAAUGCUGUUACCAAAACACUGGAUUCAGCUCAACAGAUCGCUCAUGUGUCUGAUGUAAGACAAGCUGUUCGUUUUGCUGCUAGUGAUCUCAAAGGAGAAGAAUUACCAGGAUUUUGCCUACCUAAAGGUAUUACUCCACUUUUGCCCGUAUUUCGUGAGGCUAUUCUCAAUGGGUUGCCCGAAGAAAAGGAAAAUGCAGCUCAGGGGCUAGGUGAAGUGAUCUCAUUGACAUCAGCAGCAUCUCUUCAACCAUCAGUGGUGCAUAUCACAGGACCGCUAAUUCGUAUUUUGGGUGAUCGGUUUAAUGCUGGUGUGAAGGCAUCGGUGUUGGAAACACUGGCGAUACUAUUGAGAAAAGUAGGCGUUAUGCUGAAGCAGUUUCUGCCACAAUUGCAGACAACAUUCCUCAAAGCACUACAUGAUCCCAAUCGAGUGGUACGCAUUAAAGCAGGCCAGGCAUUGGCUCAACUGGUUGUAAUUCAUACAAGAGCUGAUCCACUCUUUACUGAAAUGCACACUGGGAUUAAGGGAAAUGAUGAUUCUGCAGUGAGAGAGACAAUGCUCCAAGCACUUAGGGGUAUAACAACUCCGGCUGGAGAUAAAAUGAGUGAACCACUGAGGAAGCAAGUAUACGCAACUCUUGUGUCAAUGCUCAAUUUCCCAGAAGAUGUUACACGUAGCGCUGUGGGUGGUUGUUUGGGUGCUCUGUGCAAAUGGUUAACUACUGAACAGUUGGAUGAUGCUCUGACAGGACACAUUCUCAAUGAGGAUCAUCCUGAGGACUGGAUGUUGAAGCAUGGUCGAACGUCGGCUCUGUUUGUGGUGCUGAAGGAGGCACCGGAAGUGGUGUAUGUGCCAAAAUAUGAAGUGAAAAUAUGCAAGGUUAUUGUUAAUUGUAUUACAUCGGACAAGACUCCGGUAGCGUGCAAUUCUGUAAGAGCAGCUGGAUAUUUGCUGCAGUACUGCAUGAAUACGGGAAAGACCCUUCCGCAGCCACUUCUAGGACCAUUUGUACGAGCUAUGAACCAUACUAGCAAUGAAGUGAAGCAACUUCUAGCUAACACAUGCAAUUACCUGGCUAAAGUUGUGUCUGCUGAAAAUACCCCACCAGAAUUCCUACGUCUACUCAUUCCCAUGCUGGUGAAUGGUACUAAGGAGAAGAAUGGCUAUGUCAAGUCCAACUCUGAAAUUGCACUUAUUGCUAUGCUGCGCCUGAGGACAGGAGAGGAAACCCAUCAGAAAUGUAUGGCACUGCUGGAAGUGGGUGCCAGGGAGUCUCUUAGUGAAGUGGUGACCAAAGUACUGCGCAAAGUGGCCCUUCAGCCAGUUGGUAAAGAAGAAGAUUUGGACGACACCAUUCUAUCUUGAUCACUGUUCCACAGAGUAAGGACUUUCUCCCGUGACCAUAGAGGUACUCAAUGUAUUUUAUCGUCAAUCCGUAAGUCGAUGUGUUUAAUUUCAAUAAAAAUUUAUUACCUUAAAUA
Molecule: messenger RNA, 8241 nt
Organism: Phlebotomus papatasi
Lineage: Eukaryota; Metazoa; Arthropoda; Insecta; Diptera; Psychodidae
Gene: l(3)80Fj
Product: eIF-2-alpha kinase activator GCN1
Exons: 5
Coding region: 128-8125 (2665 amino acids)
Biological process (GO): regulation of translation; cellular response to amino acid starvation
Cellular component (GO): cytosol
Molecular function (GO): protein kinase regulator activity
Source: RefSeq, a predicted model, not a curated record